AUUCACACAAAGUUUGGCUCCAUCGCUGCGGAGGGAGGGGGCGGCUCGGCCCGGCCCAGCUCUGCCCCCGGCCCGGCCCGACCUUGGCUCCGGCCCCCGGCCCCGGCCCAGCCCUUAUCUGAUCGACUCGUCUAGUUUAAGAGCCCGGCCCCGCCCGUCACACAGCUCCGCUCCCCUCCUCACCCUCCAGCCCGCCCCGUCAGUCAAGCCUUCAGUCCAUUCUCUCGGCCACCCGGUCCGAGGUGCCUCCCUGCCCAGAACCCAAGAUGACUUCAGUUGCAAAGGUGUACUACAGCCAGACCACCCAGACAGAGAGCCGGCCCCUGAUGGGUCCGGGGUUGCGCCGCCGGCGGGUACUGACCAAGGAUGGCCGCAGUAACAUCCGCAUGGAACACAUUGCUGACAAGCGCUUCCUCUACCUCAAGGACCUAUGGACCACCUUCAUUGACAUGCAGUGGCGCUACAAGCUGCUAUUGUUCUCUGCCACCUUUGCAGGAACCUGGUUUCUGUUUGGUGUGGUAUGGUACCUGGUAGCUGUGGUCCAUGGAGACCUGCUGGAGCUAGGGCCUCCUGCUAACCACACACCCUGUGUGGUACAAGUACACACGCUCACAGGUGCCUUUCUCUUCUCUCUCGAGUCACAGACCACCAUUGGCUACGGGUUCCGCUAUAUUAGUGAAGAGUGUCCACUGGCCAUUGUCCUCCUCAUUGCCCAGCUGGUGCUCACUACCAUCCUGGAGAUCUUUAUCACAGGCACUUUCCUGGCCAAAAUUGCCCGGCCCAAGAAGAGGGCUGAGACCAUCCGUUUCAGCCAGCAUGCUGUGGUGGCCACUCAUGAUGGCAAACCCUGCCUUAUGAUCCGUGUUGCCAACAUGCGCAAAAGCCUUCUCAUUGGCUGCCAGGUGACAGGUAAGCUGCUCCAGACCCAUUUAACCAAGGAAGGGGAGAGCAUCCGGCUCAAUCAAGUCAAUGUGGCUUUCCAGGUGGAUACAGCCUCUGACAGCCCAUUCCUCAUCCUACCCCUUACUUUCUACCAUGUGGUGGAUGAAUCCAGCCCUCUGCGUGACCUGCCCCUGCGAAGUGGUGAGGGGGACUUUGAGUUGGUUCUGAUCCUCAGUGGGACAGUGGAAUCCACCAGUGCCACCUGCCAAGUGCGCACAUCCUAUUUGCCGGAGGAGAUCCUCUGGGGUUAUGAAUUCACACCUGCCAUCUCACUCUCUGCUAGUGGCAAGUACGUGGCUGAUUUCAGCCUCUUUGACCAGGUUGUGAAGGUGACGCCCCCCGGCAGCCUCCGAGAUACCACUGUCCGUUAUGGGGACCCUGAAAAGCUCAAGCUAGAGGAAUCUUUCCGGGAACAGGAAGGGAAGGAGGGCAGUGCCCUCAGUGUACGAAUCAGCAAUGUCUGACUGCUUUGACUCCCACUUCCCUCACCCCUUCUGGCCAGAGGAGAUAUUCUCUGGUUCGACCCUACCCCCUGACUCAUGCCUGUUCUCUCUCUCCCAGCUCCCAGGUGGGGUGACCUGCCCAGGCUCAUUGGAGAGAGCCCCAGAAUCACCCUUCUCCCAAUCCCAUCUCCCUAUACCCAGUGGCCUAUAAUUUGCCUAGGCCAGCCUGAGGGAACAGUCCCUCUUUGGACUGAGUACCACCUCCAAGCCAAGGUUUGGGGUAUUUGGGACAGAGUAGAUUGGGCUGAAGAGGAUUAGAAAAUCUCAGCCAUUACUGGAGACUCCAUAAGAGAACUGUGCAGUUGGAUGGAUGGACUCUGCUCCAUUUAUGAAACUUGGUGCCUUGAGGAUGGAGGACUUCUUUUCUACCUUCCUACCCAGCUAGUUCCCUGAGCCCAGGCUCUCUCUGCUGGUCACUCUGGGAACUACACUCUUAGAUAUGCCUGAUACUGGGACCUGGCAGUGGAUAAAGCAUCAACCUGUCCUAGUAUCCCUGCUAUACCCCAACAGAGUACACUACUUCCUCUUCUGAUGAGACUGAUUCCCCUUCUGGCCCAAACCUAUGGGCUUGAUCACCACCAUUUGCUCCUUCACAAUUCCCCAAGUGGACCCUCCCCACUAUGUCCCAGAUCUGACUUGUCCUUCCUUUGAUGCCUAUAUCCCCAAAGAUUGGGAUUGAUCAUAAUAAAUGACCACAACAUAUAGUCAUACCACAAUCACACACUCACAGAGUUUAAAAGUCUUCAAAUUGAGGAUCCAGGUGCUUAUCUCCCUAGGCUAUUCAAGGAAGGGUUCUCCAAGGAAGGGUUCAGGUGUCUGAAGCCUCAGGAGAGGGUCUGAGAUGAUGUUUCAGACAGAAGCUGCACCUAGGUAUCCCUCCCUUCCAACCAGUUUGUUCAAUGUCCCUUUUCCCUUACCAUACUGGCUCUAUUUCCCAAGGUGAAUGGGAAGUGGAGAGGACUUUUCUUUAUUCUUUGCUACAUUGAAGACAAGAUCUCAGGGCCGAGAAACUCUAGUGAAAAUUGGACCAAUUUCACCAAGUGGGAAGUUCUCCAUAUGACAGGCCUUUGGGUAAAGCAGCUUGGGUAUACGUUCAAGGAACUGGUGAUAUGCUGUUGAGGACUGGAUAGAAAUCAAGAUCUAUGGUUGGAAGUCACUAUUACCACCCCCACUCACCCUGUACUCCUCUGAAAAGCACAAGUUAUUUCCUGGGUCAUUAGGUAAACACCUGAAUGCUCUCAGAAAGAAGAACAUGACAUUCCUGGGGCCCAGAGGAAAGUGAAGAGGAUCCACUUUGUCCCAACCCUCCUGUUCUCCUAGAACUCAGUCCCAGAUGCUUAGUGGGCAAGUCUUCUCAAAGAAACAGGACUGGAUUACAGCCCACCCAAGGAAGGCAGUGUGAUGCAAUAGAAAGAAUGCUGGAUUUGGAGUCAGAGAACCUGAGUUCAAAUGCUGGUUCUGUCACUUACUACCUGUGUGACCUAGAGCAAAUCACUUAAACUCUCUGGGUCUCACUUCCUUGAUCUGCAAAUCAGGUGGGCUAACUGGCCUCUCAAGUCUUUUCUAGCUCCGAAUCUGUGAUUCAUUCCCUGGUUAGAGAGCCACCGAAGAAAGCCUCCAUAUCCAUGGAGGGUAGCCCUAUUGGCAGGUAAUGGACAAGUUUUGCAGAGUUCUUGUGGAAUGUCAUUAAAUGAGGUACCUGAGAGAAGACCCUGUCUCUACAUCAGGAGAGAGUAGGCUAUAGCAGAAGCAACUAUCUGGUGGUUUAUAUAAGCCUAUGCCCAGCUAAUCACAUUCCAACCUAUAGUUUUACCAAAAAUGUGUUUGCAUCCAACUGUCCUAUGUACACUCAUCCUGUAGCCCUGUAGACAGGCUCCCAGUAGCUCCAGGCUGGCCCCAGAAUCACAAAAUGACCACACCUCCAUAAGCUCCACCCAUGAAGAGCCUUUUGGACUUGGCUAAUCACAACCGUUAAGUGGAGCCUGAUACCACCUCUCCAUCGAUCUCUACCUAUAAUAAACCCCUCUAGAGGUCCCUGGCCUAGGUGGAGUUUAGACAGAGUUGAAGCUUGCAGAUACUUGAAAGACUUCCACAGGGACCAGAAGGGAGGGGGCCAUCUUCUGGCCAAUCAGACUUUCCUGAUUUCUUCUGUACGUGUGUCUAUAUACAGAAAGGGACACUUACACACUGACAUAUAAUGUCCUUACCUAUAUGUUAUUCCUAAUCAGUCCCCAUCCAUCUGGUUUCUUCUGCACAUAGCUGCCACCCCCUUACAUGAGUCAUUCCUCCUCCCUCCCUCCACUCCCUUAGUCUUAGUCCCAACUCUUUGGACAGUAAGCAAACUUGAGAAAUUGACUGGAACCCAAUUCACUGGUUUCCCUCAGUGGCCCUUUCCCUACUUUCGUCCUGUCCCUAGCUCCAGGCCUCCAUGUAACUUGCACUUUAUUUGGCAUGUUCUCCUUUGGUCUGAUCUGGCACUCAUCCCCUCACCCACAUGCCAGGGAUCCCACUCUCCUACCCAACCCUGAAUGCCUUCAACAGAGGGCAGUCUCUCCCCAGAUGAGUCUUAUUUCUCUUCUAAACUGUGAGAUGUGCCUCCAGAUAUGGGCAGUUCUUAAGAAAAUGGAUCAUAUCUCCACUAACCAUAUCUGGGAAUUUGGGGAAAAAGGAAGAGUUAGGGAUACAGAUGGGGAAUGCUUCAGAGGAUGGUCUGGUAACUCCCGCAAGGGGUGGGGUCCUUGAGGUGGCUGGGGUGAGAAAACAGAAGAAGGUGGUGGUAAUGAGGGAACCCACUGAAACCAUGAAAAAAACCACCAAACUUGUAUGCCUUACAUUCACCUCCUUACAACACUAGACACCUUAGAUAAGGGGGGAAAGGUCAUAUGACAUGUAUAGAAGGUUUACCUAUGGAAGAGAGAUAGAAUAAAUAAUAUAUAAUAUAUACAUAUCUGCAUGUGUAAAUAUGUAUACAGAAAAGUGCACAAAGAACUUACAGUGAGGGGCAGGACACAGGGCAGGUUGGGAGAGGGAUGGGUGGGAUGCCCCGGACUCCCUGUCUCAUGAUGGCCACUGCUUCUGGUCACAGUCUAAAGUUGGGGGAUUGGCUCUGAGGUCACUGGAGAUUGAGAAAGGGUGGAAUGGGCUGAUCUUGUGGGAAAUAGAGGCAUCUAUUGUGAGCUUGUGAUAUUCAGAAAACUAAUCAUUCCCCACAGCCCAGUGCUGCUGCUAGGGCCUGAAGGGGGCCUACUGGUGGGUAGGGGAAGAAGCAGAGAAAGUAAGAAAGGAGAGCUCUUGGGGAGGAGGCUUUUUGGGUUCUCACUCUUAGUGUAGAGGCUAAGUGUGGAAAAUGUCUUAUCUCUGUUUCUGAAUCCUAGCAGUUGGCUCCUGGCCCACAUGCACUAUUUUUUUAAGUAUAGUCCAAUCCAAUUUGUCCCUCUUAGUAGUCCAUAUUCUUUUCUAUUCACAGAGGUGAUGGCAACUACAACCUGAGCUGUUAGGGGUAAUGACCAUCAUCACCGAGAUUCUAUCAUGGCCUCCCUAUCAUGUAAGCUGGGGGUGGGGGCAGGGGAGCUGGGGUAGGAAGAUUCUGCCUUGCCCUUGUGGCUCCCUCAUCUCAACCCUCCAAUGGAGGGUACCAGUGGUACUCCUAAGAUAGAUGCUUAAGCAUCUAAGUGCUGGUUGAAAGCAGCACUUAGGAGGAUGAUGCCUCCAAAGGCAGGUAGACCCUAAUCCUGUCAUGAGUGAAGAUAGGUUGCUUCUGUAUAGCUAGGAGAAGAGGGUACAAUUGCUCUGGGGAAGAGCCAGCUGCAUCUUUCACACUAUGCUUAGUCCCUCAGCGUCUCCCAAAUCUAAUGAGACUACCUGGGGAUUUCAUAUGUGGCCUGAAGGAAAGGAAGAGGUUACCUACAACUCCCCUACCCUGCGUGGCAGGAAUAUUAUUCCCUUCCCCAGGCUGUUACCCUAGUCCUUCUCCCUCACUUGGCUUAUCUAGUUUGUUUUUAAAGUAACAUGCUGCUGCCUUCACUAUAAAGCUAGCUUGGGCCUCUGGCCCAGUAAUGGCCCAUUCUACUGAAUCAGAAGUAUUUAGGAAAAGGUGUUUCCAUUCAUUACGCUAAAAACUAAACCAGGUCAGAUUUAUCCAGGAAAAAGAUGCUUGAGUAUUUUUUUUUUCUGUACAGAAUAAGCUACUAAAUAAAAUACUUCAUCACCAUAA
Trichosurus vulpecula (common brushtail) is the source of this 5658-nucleotide messenger RNA. It is a transcript of the gene KCNJ10, whose product is annotated as potassium inwardly rectifying channel subfamily J member 10. Gene Ontology annotation, molecular function: inward rectifier potassium channel activity. The transcript is spliced from 2 exons. Gene Ontology annotation, biological process: potassium ion import across plasma membrane; regulation of monoatomic ion transmembrane transport. NCBI's taxonomy places the organism in Eukaryota, Metazoa, Chordata, Mammalia, Diprotodontia, Phalangeridae. The record is from RefSeq and is a predicted model, not a curated record. Gene Ontology annotation, cellular component: plasma membrane. Bases 267 to 1406 code for a protein of 379 amino acids.